AUGAGCACCAAGCGGCAGCGCCGAGAGGGGCCGUCGUCAGCGCCAGCCGACCACAGCAGCGAGCUCCCGCUGCUGACAAGCGUAUCCGUAGUCUGCCGUGAUGCCACCUCGCAAUUACAGUCUCUCCCCCACGUGAUCUCCGCGAUCAAUGGCUUCGUGGACGUGACACACACCCGGUCCGUCGAGUUCGCCUGUUCCAUCGGCUCGGUGCGUCUCCUGCAACGGAUCAUUGCGGGCUACGAGCAACAGCAGGAUACAAGCGAGAAGCGCGACCCGCUCUUCCGCCAGAUCCGGUUCUCGAGAGGGAUGAAGGCCGCGUGCGAGGCGGGACAGCUCAUCAUUGUGCAGUGGCUGGCUCGGUCGCCGUACUUUGGGGCCUGCUUCAUGCCCACACAAGCUGUGUGCAAUGCUGUGAGGCUUGGUCAUAUGGGUGUGCUGGAGUGGCUGCAUGCGAACCGCACCGACAUUUGCUGGAGACGCACUCUUAAAGCCGUGAACGGGAAUCAUCUCGAUGCCGCCAAGUGGCUGCAGCCGAUGGCAGGGCAUCACCAAAGCUAUGGGCGACGAUGGAUUAUCCCAGCUGCACAAGUUGGCAACCUGGAGAUGGUCAAGUGGGCGUACAACCUGAUUGGAGAGACGCCUGGAUUAAGUCGGGAAGCCACUGAAGUAGCCUCUGACAAUGGCCGAGUCCAUGUCGUGCAGUGGUUGCUGGAGCAAACGGGUACUAACGCACCGAAGCACCCCGAUGCGUCGGGAUUGCUAUCAAAAGGCGGUAUGGAGGCCCUGGAGAUGCUGCUUAAACACGUUGAUAAUCUCCCCCAAGAAUGCUGGGUUAUAGGGCAAGUAAAUGCGAUAUCAAGUGGCCAUCGAGACGUCGCUGAAAGGCUUUUCACAAUGGGCUUCGAGUUAGAACUUGCGCACGAAGAUCGCUUUUCCCGAGCGAUAUCUACUGCUGCGGGCAAAGGUCAUCUCGAUGUGCUGAAGUGGCUAGCAGAGCACGAGCAGAACUUGGUGUUCACGUCCGCGUCGAUGGACAGUGCUGCUCUCGGCGGGAAGCUGGACGUUUUGCAGUGGCUAAGCGGAAACUGCGCCGAGGAUUGCACUGAAACAGGGGUAGCGUGGGCUGCCAAGAACGGACACUUGGACGUGUUGCGCUGGCUGCAUGAGAACAAACCGAAUGGGUUCAGUAAGAAGACGAUGGACGAAGCUGCAAGCAACAAUCAUACCGAGGUCGUGGAGUGGCUUCACACUAACAGAAGAGAGGGCUGCACAACCACCGCGAUGGAUGGUGCGGCGAACUCCGGCCAUCUCGAAAUGGUGAAAUGGCUUCACUCCAACCGGAGCGAGGGAUGCACUACGACGGCAAUGGACCAAGCUGCUAGGAAUGGCCACCUCGAAAUGGUGAAAUGGCUUCACGCUAACAGGAGCGAAGGCUGCUCACCGAUGGCGAUGGAUGAAGCAGCAGGUUGUGGGCACCUUGAUGUGGUAAAGUGGCUGUACGACAAUUGCACGGAGGGAUCAAUAGCGAGUGCAAUUAUGAGCGUGGUAGAUACACAUCCUGAUCAGGGCGGUGGGAACGGGAGUGUUAUGGAGUGGCUUCUCGAUAGGCGAACCGAAGAUUGCACAGCUUACGAGAUGGAUGCAGCUGCGAGAAACAGUAACUUGGAGGCGAUUCUACCUUUGCAUCGCCAAGGAAACGGAAGCUGUACGAGCGAUGCCAUAUCAUUCGUGUAUCUCUACGCGCGUGGCCGGGAAUUUCUGCCGUGGUUUUACGCAAACUAUCCCGAUCAAGCUGUUAUGUCUCUGAUUCCCGAGGAGGAGGAAAAGCUCUUGCUCACGUCCGCUACCGAAUAUCGAGACCAGUUGAUUUCGCAAAAGCAAUCGAGCGACAAGUCCAAGCCAGGGCCAAGAGACGAAGAGUAA
Phytophthora sojae is the source of this 1923-nucleotide messenger RNA. RefSeq lists its product as hypothetical. The coding region runs from base 1 to 1923 and encodes 640 amino acids. NCBI's taxonomy places the organism in Eukaryota, Oomycota, Peronosporomycetes, Peronosporales, Peronosporaceae. The record is from RefSeq and is a predicted model, not a curated record. The transcript has a single exon. Gene Ontology annotation, molecular function: protein binding.